Thrips palmi is the source of this 1652-nucleotide messenger RNA. RefSeq lists its product as uncharacterized. NCBI's taxonomy places the organism in Eukaryota, Metazoa, Arthropoda, Insecta, Thysanoptera, Thripidae. Bases 29 to 1432 code for a protein of 467 amino acids. Gene Ontology annotation, molecular function: nucleic acid binding. The record is from RefSeq and is a predicted model, not a curated record. The transcript has a single exon. Gene Ontology annotation, biological process: DNA integration.
UUAAAUUGAUAGGGAAGCUCUAGCAAUUAUGUUUGCCAUUAGAAAAUUUUUCAAGUAUUUGUGGGGCCGUAAAUUCAAACUUGUCACUGAUAAUGCUCCUCUAAAGCACAUUUUAAGCCCUGAUAAGUCUAUUCCUGUCCUAAGUGCUCAACGUUUGCAGCAUUGGUCUUACAUUUUGCAAGCCUACCAAUUUGAAAUUGUGCAUCGAAGUGGUUCUUUGCUCUCUCAUGUUGAUGCUUUGUCCCGUUUGCCCUGUGAUGAGUAUGCUCCGGAUGAUUUGGAAGUGUGUAGCAUUGCUAAGGAUUUGCCUUUGAACUCAUCUAUUAUUUCAGAUGAGACUAAAAAGGAUUCGGUGUUGCAACAUGUUUUGUUUCAAACUAAAGUUGGUUGGCCAGUUGUACCUAAAUACUUGCCUGAAAUUGUCAAACCCUUCUUCAAGUUUCGUGAUCAACUUAGCCUUGAAAAAGGUUGUGUCUUGUACAAUGCUCGUGUAGUCAUCCCUGCUUCUCUUCAGUCUAAAGUGUUGGACAUUCUUCAUGAGGGCCAUGCUGGUAUUGUGCGUAUGAAAAUGUUGGCGAGAACUUCUGUUUGGUGGCAAGACUUAUCUCGUGAUAUUGAAACUAAGUGUGAUUUAUGUAACUCCUGCUCUAUGGUCAACUUUAAAAGGUCUCAUGAUUAUGUUCCAUGGCCUGAGGCUAAAUCCCCUUUUGAGAGAGUCCACAUUGAUUUUGCCACCCUGUGUUCCAAACAUUAUUUUGUCUUUGCUGAUUCAUUCUCUAAAUGGAUUCAUGUGCAACGAAUGUCUUCCAUGCGAGCAAUUGAUGUAAUUGUUGUUCUCACAACUGUCUUUAGUAUUUUUGGUGAUCCAAUGUCUAUUAUUAGUGAUAACGGUCCUCCCUUUGACAGUGUUGAAUAUGUUGAUUUUUGUACUUCAAGAGACAUUGUUGUGUGCCACUCCCCUCCAUAUCACCCUGAAUCAAAUGGUUUUGCGGAGAGGGCUGUCCAGAUUGCUAAGAAGUCUCUCGAGAAAUUGUUGCUUGAUUCUCACAACAAUACUCCUGAUGAUAACACUUGUGAUUUAAUUGUUAAUAAGUUCCUUACUUCAUACAGGAACACUCCCACUACUACGACUCUCAAAGCUCCUAAUGAGGUCUUGUUGUCUUUUAAACCUGUAACUAGUCUUUCUCGUCUCCUUCCUAACUUCAGGUCGGAGUCUGCUAAGAAAUCUGAAUUUCGUGAUGGUGAAUCUGUUGUUGUGAAAUUGUCUAAGAAUCAUCCUCCAGUUAAAGGAACCAUAGUGCGGCGUCUGGGCCCGACCCGCUACCUUGUAUCUUUUGAAGGAGUCCUUCGUAAGCCUCACAUAAAUCAGAUGAAUCACUCCUAUGAAUUAGUUCGUUGUGUCAACUUCACUGCCUGUGAUUUUGUUCUGUGAUAACCUAAGUUUUUAAAGUUGUCUUUUGUCAUUUGUCAAGAAAGUCUGUCUUUGUAAUUUGUCAAGUUUAUCUAUAUUUUCAUUGUUAACUUAUUUUUAAGAGUCUUUUAAAUUAUUGUGGGGGAAAGGUGUCGUGUUUCGAUUCUAUCGAUUGUGUCUACUCGAGAACCGAGGUGUAAUGUGAAUGUGAAUUCGAAUAAAGAAUCAGUUCAACAAGUAA